CAAGCAAGCAAGUCAAAGAGCAGGAAAGCAAUCAACUGAAAGCAAGCUUGUUCUACGAUUGCACGUCGUGCCCUAAAGCAACUACCAAUACUCGACAGACCGAGGCUCGUCGACGGCGAGCAUUCCCCCGAGCCAACACCCCCAACCGACAAGAUUCCUCCCACAACGAGGAAGCGGAAAGCCGCUGAGGCGAGGAUAUCUACAGACACCGGCGAAGCGCUUCCUAGUAAGCGAGCCGUCGCCUCAGCUGCUACCACCCACCCAGCACCCCCGACUCCGAUUACCGGUAUGGAUUCUGACGAAGACUUUGUCUCAACCAUCUCUAGCGGGGAUGAUGGGAUGCAAGACGAUACAGAUAACGAUGACUUGUCGGGCGUUGAGGACUACGAUGUUUUUGACGACGAACCAGACGAUCUACCCGAUGAUCCAUCCAAUAAGUCUGAUAAGAAGAAGGGUACCUCGUUCGACAUGAGUUACAAGGUCUACGAUCCUCAAGCUAUUCAGCUCCAGCAAGAAGAGAUGAUAAAUGAAGUAAACCUGAUUUUAGAAAUGAGAAAGGAGGACGCCGCCAUCUUACUACGCCAUUUUCGAUGGAACAAGGAACGGCUGAAUGAGGAUUAUCUAGACAACCCAGCCAAAGUCCUGGAGGAGGCAGGUCUAGGGCCCAGUUCGAGUGGGCCUCCUAAAUUAGAGGUCAUACCCGGUUUCAUGUGUGACAUCUGUUGCGAGGACGAAGAGGGGUUACAGAGCUUUGCUAUGAAAUGUGGUCACCGGUACUGCGUCGAUUGCUACUUGCAGUAUCUAACACAGAAAAUUCGCGAGGAAGGCGAGGCAGCUCGCAUCCGAUGCCCUGCCGAAAGCUGCCAACGAAUUAUUGAUGCCCGGUCACUGGAUUUGCUAGUCACGCCCCAGUUGGCCCACCGAUACCAAGAACUUUUGAACCGGACCUAUGUUGAAGACAAGGAUAUACUUAAGUGGUGUCCAGCACCCGACUGUGAAAACGCUGUCGAGUGCGCUGUCAAGAAGAAGGAUCUGGACAAAGUUGUGCCAACCGUGGUCUGCGAAUGUGGCAAUCGGUUUUGCUUUGGCUGCAUACUCAACGACCACCAGCCGGCACCUUGCGAGCUUGUGAAGAGGUGGCUUAAGAAGUGUGCCGAUGAUAGUGAGACGGCCAAUUGGAUCUCGGCGAAUACUAAGGAAUGCCCGAAAUGCAACUCGACAAUAGAGAAGAACGGAGGUUGCAACCAUAUGACCUGUCGCAAGUGUAAGCACGAGUUCUGCUGGAUGUGCAUGGGGUUGUGGUCUGAACAUGGUACGAGCUGGUACAACUGCAACCGUUUUGAGGAAAGAAGCGGAACUGAAGCACGCGACGCGCAGGCUAGGUCACGGGUGUCCUUGGAACGUUAUCUACACUACUAUAACCGAUACGCCAACCACGAGCAGUCGGCACGUCUGGACAAGGACAUAUACCAGAAGACGGAGAAGAAGAUGGUUCAGCUGCAGACUGCGUCGGGCAUGUCCUGGAUUGAAGUACAGUACUUGAACUCAGCGUCACAGGCAUUGCAAACAUGUCGCCAGACGCUCAAGUGGACUUACGCCUUCGCCUUCUACCUCGCCCGAAAUAAUCUCACCUCGAUAUUCGAAGAUAAUCAAAAGGACCUCGAACUCGCCGUUGAGGCAUUGUCGGAGAUGUUCGAGAAGCCGAUCUCGGAGCUAUCGGAGAGCAAGCUCAAGGGGGAUAUCAUGGACAAGACGUCAUAUUGUAAUCGCCGUCGGGUGAUCCUGUUGGAGGAUACGGCAGAGAACCUCGCAAACGGGCGGUGGACCUUUAACGUAGAUUUGAAGAGCACGGGGUCUGGGGUUGGCAGUAUCAGCACUCGCGGAUAAAUUGUAUUGUAACGGCAAUAGAUAGACGUGAGCAUGAUCGGAGUUUUGAGGGUGCGAUAUCAUUUGUGCGAUUGCCAAUUUAUCUUUACUCAGGCUGUGCACUUUUGCUUGCGUCUCACGACUACAUAGAGAGAACGUGUGAUAUUUAC
Molecule: messenger RNA, 2036 nt
Organism: Hypoxylon fragiforme
Lineage: Eukaryota; Fungi; Ascomycota; Sordariomycetes; Xylariales; Hypoxylaceae
Product: ring finger protein
Exons: 3
Coding region: 289-1887 (532 amino acids)
Biological process (GO): ubiquitin-dependent protein catabolic process; positive regulation of proteasomal ubiquitin-dependent protein catabolic process; protein polyubiquitination
Cellular component (GO): cytoplasm; ubiquitin ligase complex
Molecular function (GO): ubiquitin protein ligase activity; ubiquitin conjugating enzyme binding; zinc ion binding
Source: RefSeq, a predicted model, not a curated record